UAUAAUCCGCGAUAAACGCGAGAUGCAAGAGCGAACACUCCUUGCGGCCGCGGUGUACGGUGGUAUGUUCGUUUGAUGGAUUGCCAUUUAUGGUGAUCCGGGAGCGACGAGGGAGAGAGAAACAUCAAACCAAACAUUUGUGAUGCUGUAGAAUCAGAGAGACCUAUUCAGGCACGCCGCUCUCGUACUCGCAAUAAGUAAGCCGUUUCCAACAGUUGACGUCUUCUUACGAAUUAUUGCUCGCUUAUCGCUCACGUUGCACGCGACGACGUCGACGACGACGACGACGACGACGACGACGUCGACGUUUAGUCACUCGAAGCGUGAUGCUGCCUGUGCAAAUAUAAAGAUGACGGCAUCGCCGCGUAUGAAUAAGCUGCGGAUGUUCGGCAGCUCAAGAUGGCUUGUUAUAGUGGGGGUGUUAAUAGGAGUACUAUUAGCUGUAUUUGCCCAAGGUAAUUACGGCCCCCCAGAGAGAUUAACAGGCAUGAAUCCUUGUAUUAGUAAACAAAUGUGCCAUGAAUGUAUACAAACUCCACAUUGUGCUUGGUGUGCUGCACCCAAAUUCUCAGAAAAGAGGUGCUUCCUUCCAAAUAUCAACACCAAAAUAUUUGCAACUUGUCCUCCUGAGUAUACAUGGAAUCCGGAUAAUCUAUUUAGCAUGUUGAGACACCGUAACUUAACAAAAGGUGGCUAUGCUGCUGGUGGUGCUGGAGGAGGAUAUGACAGCAUUGAAGGCUCAUAUUCUGGUUCAUCCAUUAGUUCAUCAUCCUCUUCGCACUUCCACAAAGAAAGUUCCAGUGAUAGUAGUAGCAGAAGACAAGAGGCUGUUCAAAUGUGGCCACAGGAGGUUAAUUUGAUGCUUCGAAUAAAUGAAGCUUAUAGAAUGUCCUUUGCUUAUUCUCAAGCAGAGGAUUAUCCCGUUGAUCUCUAUUAUCUGAUGGACUUGAGUAAAUCUAUGGAAGACGACAAGCAGAAAUUAUCAGAUUUGGGCCAGUUGCUGGUUGAAAGUAUGAGUAAAAUCACGAGUAAUUUUCGCUUGGGCUUCGGUAGCUUUGUUGAUAAAGUUGUGAUGCCCUAUGUGAACACAAUGUCGAAAUCUCUUAUCGAGCCAUGCGAGGGUUGUGCGGCGCCUUACGGGUACAAAAACAUUAUGACACUAUCACAAGAUACAAGUCACUUCGCGGGAUUAGUACGGAACGCGUCGGUAUCUGGUAACUUGGAUGCACCAGAAGGCGGUUUCGACGCCAUCAUGCAAGCCAUAGUUUGCAGAAAUCAGAUAGGUUGGCGUGAGAAAGCACGCAGAUUGCUGGUGUUCUCCACUGAUGCUGGUUUCCAUUAUGCGGGUGACGGUAAACUAGGUGGCAUCAUAAAGCCGAACGAUGGCCUGUGUCAUUUGGAUGUAAAUGGCACGUAUACUCACUCAUCUCUGCAAGACUACCCGAGCAUCUCUCAGAUCAAUCUGAAGGUGAAACAGAACGCGAUCAACAUCAUAUGGGCAGUCACGGAGGAGCAGAUCGAUGUCUAUAAACGAUUGACGAAGCAUGUGGAAGGUUCAUUUGCUGGAAAACUCACAGAUGACUCGAGUAACGUCGUGGAACUGAUCCGGGAGCAAUAUGACGCUAUUUCGAGCUCGGUAGAAAUGAAGGACACCGCUAGCAGCGCGGUCAAAGUCAAAUACUUCUCAAGUUGCUUAGGCACUGGACCGGCGAUAGAGACGUCCAAGUGCGACGGCUUAAAAGUCGGCACGAAGGUUGAAUUCAUCGCGGAGAUCGAGGUUACUAGCUGUCCGGCCAAUAGAUCAGAAUGGAAGCAGAAAUUCGAUAUUUAUCCAGUUGGUAUCAACGAGACUCUCACGGUGAAUCUCGAGAUGCUGUGCGAUUGCGAGUGUGAGCGUGAAGGACCCAUGUACGAGGAAAGGUCGCCCGAGUGUAAUGGCGUGGGUACACUCAAAUGCGGAGUUUGCGAGUGCUACGACGGCUUCUUCGGCAAACACUGCGAGUGCAGUCCGCAUCAAGAAAUGACAGGCUUCGACAAGCACCUCCAAUUGUGCCGACCCGACAACACCACCCUCGUGGACUGCUCCGGCCGUGGAACGUGUGCUUGCGGCCAGUGCGAAUGUGAAGAACGAGAAAAUCCGGAAGAGAUAAUAUCAGGGCACUUUUGCGAGUGCGACAACUUCUCCUGUGAUAGAGAUCAGGGUCAGUUAUGCUCCAAUCACGGUACCUGCGAAUGUGGUCAAUGCGUUUGCAACGCCGGUUGGACCGGACCAUCUUGCAAUUGCAGAUCCUCCAACGACUCUUGCAUCGCGCCGGGCACCACAAACGGCGUGUUGUGUUCCGGUCAUGGCGAUUGCGUCUGUGGAGAAUGUAUCUGCCACGAGGAGGGCAACACAAGAUAUUCCGGUAAGCAUUGUAACAAAUGUCCGACUUGCCCCAGUCGCUGUGAGGAACUGAAGAGCUGCGUGCAGUGCCAAAUGUACGGCACCGGAAACUACAGCGAUCCCGAGGAAUGCGCGAAGAACUGCAAGGAAUUCGUACCCGAAGGUGUCGAAACAGUGAUAGUCGACGUGGAUAACGACGAGGUGCUGUGCUUCGGCACAGACGAGGACGAUUGCAAGUACAACUUCGUGUACUACUACAACGAGACCAACUGCUUAAAGGUACGCGCGCAGAAUGAUCGCGAGUGCCCGCCGCAGGUUUACAUGCUGGGCAUCGUACUCGGUGUGAUCGCGGCGAUAGUUCUGAUUGGUCUCGCGCUAUUGCUGCUGUGGAAGCUGCUGACGACGAUACACGAUCGACGAGAGUUCGCUCGAUUCGAGAAGGAAAGAAUGAUGGCUAAAUGGGACACGGGCGAAAAUCCGAUCUACAAGCAAGCAACCUCCACAUUCAAGAAUCCGACCUACGUUGGAAAAUAAUACUCGAGAGACAAAGAUAACGAGGGAAUUUCUGAAAGAAUCGCGGCGACACGAUCUUAAACGGUUCGCAACCAAGAUAUGCCGACCAACGGUGCGAUAUCAUCUCGAACUUAGCGCACGAACGAAGCGUGAAUGCUUCGGUGGUAAAUAUAUAUAACAAGAUAGAUUUCAGCGUUUAUAAUUAUUUAAAGGAUCUAAUUUAAUAUGGUAUUUUUAAUUGUUGAGAUAUUUGUAAAGACCGACUUAAUACUGCCAUAUAACAUAGACUGUGUAUUGCGCGUGCGUACGUAAAAAGAAAAAAAAACUACAGACGCCUUUGUUGAUGGGCACAACUGCAAAGUUGUAACGUUACGUCUCAUUACGAUCGACGAUUUAAGAUCACGCUACUUAGGCUAAUUUUGAUAUUCAAGUGCCUUUAAUAUUACGACGAUGAUAUGCUUACAUUAACCUCUUAGUUACCUUUGCAUUUUUUCUAUAACAUAUAUAAACAUAUACAUAUUCGUAAUGCUGAUGAGUAUGCAGCAUAAAUCGGCGACUCGUUAAUUGGAAAGUCGAAAAAGGGAAGAAAAUAGCGGAUAUAAUUAUCUCGUUGCUGUUUUUUUUUUUCUUUUUUUUUUGUCACGAAAUAAUUCAAAGAUCUUUCUAUACUGGGUACUUUCAAGCAAGUAGACAAAUGGAUAUUAUAUCAUACUAUGUCGACUAUAUGUUGGGAAGUUCCCAUUAUAUCUUUUAUUCAACGACACAUGUAUCUAGAUCGAGCAUUCAUAUAGAUUCCGUGUA
Molecule: messenger RNA, 3697 nt
Organism: Harpegnathos saltator (Jerdon's jumping ant)
Lineage: Eukaryota; Metazoa; Arthropoda; Insecta; Hymenoptera; Formicidae
Gene: mys
Product: position-specific antigen beta subunit myospheroid
Exons: 10
Coding region: 350-2917 (855 amino acids)
Biological process (GO): cell adhesion mediated by integrin; cell migration; cell-matrix adhesion
Cellular component (GO): cell surface; integrin complex; focal adhesion
Molecular function (GO): integrin binding
Source: RefSeq, a predicted model, not a curated record